Messenger RNA from Pteronotus mesoamericanus, 1452 nucleotides. RefSeq names its product zinc finger protein 664-like. NCBI's taxonomy places the organism in Eukaryota, Metazoa, Chordata, Mammalia, Chiroptera, Mormoopidae. The transcript is spliced from 3 exons. Gene Ontology annotation, biological process: regulation of DNA-templated transcription. The record is from RefSeq and is a predicted model, not a curated record. The coding region runs from base 1 to 1452 and encodes 483 amino acids.
AUGGGCUCGGUGCAGGUUGUUGUGACCUUUGAGGAUGUCGCCGUGUAUUUCUCCAGGAGAGAAUGGCACCUGCUUGUGGAGGCUCAGAGACGCCUGUAUCUCGAUGUGAUGCUGGAGAACUAUGCUCUUCUGUCAUCACUGGGUUGCUGCUGUGAACAAGAGGAUGUGGAGGCACCCCGUGAAAAAAAUAUUACUCUAGGAAUCUCAAAGGCUCUGAAUCUGAGGUCAGCACUGCCUUCCCAGACGAGUCACCCCUGUGAAAGUUGUGGGCAUGUCUUGAGAGACAUUUUCCUCUUAGUUGACCAGCAGGGAACCCAACAGAGUACAGUACUGCUGCAGUGCGGGGCAUGUGCAAAACCAUUUUAUUUCAGUGCACAGAGUCGCCAGCAACAGCAGCAGGACACAAGAAAGAACUCUUUCAGAAGCUGUGUUAACAGAGUCUCAGUUGCAAAAAGAUGCAAUUUCCAUGUAUUGUGGAAGCCUUCUACCUCUAGUCAGGUUGGAAAAUGCUUCGUCGCCAGCACCAGACAUCGUGAGCAGCAGGGUGCUAAUGCCAUGCAUAGGCAAAAUGAAAUCUCCAAGUCUGGAAUGAGUUUUAAAACUGCAAAUUUUUCUAUUCGAAGAGAACGCAAGAGAGCCAUUGGCUGUGAUGACACACUUGUUGAGGACCAGAGAUUCCUUGUGGGAGGAGAAUCUUUUUCGUGUUGUGAAUGUGGGAGGUCUUUUACCAGAAUUUCUGCCCUUGGUGUUCAUCAGAGAGUUCACACUGGAGAAAGGCCUUAUAAGUGUGGCCAAUGUGGGAAAACUUACACCUAUCAAAGUGGCCUUCGUUACCAUCAGAAAGCUCACACUGGAGAGAGGCCUUAUGAGUGCACUGAGUGUGGGAAAUCAUUUAAGGAAAAGACUAUCCUUAUUCGCCAUCAGAGUGUUCACACAGGAGAAAGGCCUUAUAAGUGUGGUGAAUGUGGUAAAUCUUACUCCCGUCAAAGUUUUCUCUAUUAUCAUCAGAGAGCUCACACUGGAGAAAGGCCUUAUGAGUGCACUGAAUGUGGGAAAUCAUUUAAGGAAAAAAGUUCCUUUCUUUGUCAUCAGCGAGUUCACACUGGAGAAAAGCCUUAUAAGUGUGGUGAAUGUGGGAAAUCUUAUGCAGGUUGGUCUGGUCUCCAUCAACAUCAGAGAGUUCACACUGGGGAAAGUCCUUAUAAGUGUGAAGAAUGUGGGAAGUCUUACACCAAUCAAAGUGGUCUCCAUUAUCAUCAGAAAGCUCACACUGGAGAAAGGCCUUAUGAGUGCACUCAAUGUGGGAAAUCAUUUAAGGGAAGGACAAGCUUUAUUCGUCAUCAGAACGUUCACACUGGAGAAAGGCCUUAUGAAUGCAGUGAAUGUGGGAAAUCUUUUAAGAGGAAAUAUAACCUUCAUUGUCAUCAGAGUUUACACUGGAAAAUAGCCUAG